AUGUUGUACGACCUUGCUCGUGAAAAUUCUUAUCCUACUCCUCUUGCCAACUCCUCCAUUCUUCCCUUGAUGCUGAUGUCUUUACUGACACAAAGAAACGCCCCGUCUAUAACACAAUCUGUAUUUACUCUCAAAUCUGAAUAUGACGUUAUCAUUGUGGGAGCAGGAGCUGCGGGAGCAACUCUUGCAGGUCGAUUGUCUGAAUUACCAUGCAUAAAUGUUCUGUUGCUUGAAGCUGGACAUGGAGCUCCACUAUUAAGUGAUAUUCCAGUUUACGGAUUCAGUUUUUGGUAUUCGGACAUUGACUGGGCAUACAGAACAGUCCCCCAAAAGUACACAGCAAGAUUAAUUGAAAACAGACAAAUAGUGUGGCCAAGUGGAAAAGGGUUUGGUGGAUCAAGUUUAAUAAACAAUGGAUUGUAUGUUCGAGGAAAUCGAAAAAACUACGAUGAUUGGGAAACUAAAUAUGGUGCGAAAGGAUGGAGCUAUAAAGACGUUCUUCCUUACUUCAAAAAGAUGGAAGACAACAGGAAUCCAGAUUUCUUUGCAGAUGGUAUGGAUUCCAAGUUAAAAACAACAAUGGUUCUAGUUAAUAUAGAAAAUCAUAGAGCAGUUGGGGUGUUCGUGGAAAUAAAUGGUACAACAUACCAAAUAAGAGCAAAGAAAGAAGUGAUCGUAUCAGCAGGUACAGUGAACACUGCUCAAAUACUUAUGCUUUCAGGUAUAGGGCCUAAAAAAGAGCUUGAUAAACAUGGAAUACAAAUGAUAGCUGAUUUACCCGUGGGAGAAAAUUUUCAUGACCAAAUAUCGACUCUCAACAACUUUGUGUUGGGCCCAAACCAUACUCCUGCUGCUAAGAAGAUUUCUGAUCCUAAGAACAUUAAAGAUUAUUUACACCAUCGCAAAGGCCCACUUGGUUCCCUGGAAUUUGUUACAAUUAUGGGAUGGUUAAAUAGCGGUAAAAUGGAUUCGAAAAUUGACGACCCAAAUUAUCAGUUAUACUUUUUAGAAACCCCUCCAGGUGGUAUUCAAGCUCUUAAAAUGUUACCAAGUGCUUAUGAGCAAAUAUUUGGUCCAUAUCAGAAUGUACCAAUUUUGACCUGUUUCUCCCAACUCGUUAAAAUUAGCAGUAAAGGAACUGUUACGUUGAAUUCCUCCGAUCCACAUGAUCAACCUUUAAUUGAUCCUAACUACUUCUCUGAUCCUUCAGACUUACAAGACAUGAUUGAAGGAUACGUGCUGACCAUGAGUCAUGAAGUUGGCACAGCCAAAAUGGGAGAUCCAAGUGAUCCCACAACUGUGGUUGAUCCAGAAUUAAGAGUGAAAGGCAUUAAAGGUCUUCGAGUUGUAGAUGCAUCAAUUAUGCCCCAAGUAAUCCAAGGAAAUACAAAUGUUCCUACCAUCAUGAUUGCAGAAAAAGCAUCGGAUAUGAUCAAACAAAGCUUAGGAGGCUGCAUGACAAAAGAAUCGAAUUAGAAGAAUUUGAAGAAUCUCAAUG
Messenger RNA from Parasteatoda tepidariorum (common house spider), 1498 nucleotides. Lineage: Eukaryota; Metazoa; Arthropoda; Arachnida; Araneae; Theridiidae. The record is from RefSeq and is a predicted model, not a curated record.